AUGUCAACACAGACUGGUUUCGGGAGUCCGUUACAAAGUCAACACGAGUCUACGUCAAACAACAACAAGGAACAGAAGGAAUGGACGUCUCAACAACAAACACACUCUUGUACACGUGGUACCGGCUGUCAAUUCUUCUUCUUCUUCUUCUUCUUCUUCUUCUUCUUCGUCAUCUUCUUCUUCUUCUUCUCUGCCUCCUCCUCCUCCUUUUCCUCCUCUUCCUCCUUUUCCUCCUCCUCCUUUUCUUCUUCCUCCUCCUCAUUCUUCUUUCUCUCCUCCUUUUUCUUCUUCCUCUUCUUCUAUUCCUCAUCGUCCUUCCCCUUCUUUUUCUUCUUCUUCUUCUUCUUCUGCUUCCGCCUCCUCCUCAUCCACCUUCUUCUCCUCCACCACCUUUUUGUCCUCCCCCCUCCUUCUUCUUCCUCUCCCCUUCUCGUUCUUCCUCCUCAACCUUCUUCUUCUCUUCCUCCACCCCUCCUCCUCCUUCUUUUUCUUCUUCUUCCUCCUCCUCCUCUUCCUCCUCCUCCUCCUUCUUCUUUUUCUUCUUCUCCUUCCUCUUCAACCUCCUUCUUCUUCUUCCUCUCCCCUUCUUCUUCUUCCUCCUCCUCCACAGUCUUCUCCUCUUCCUCCACACCUCCUCCUCCUCCUCCUUCUUCUUCUUACCUUUAUGUUAUCGCCAUUGCUUUCGUCGUUACAGUCAUUGUCUUUUUCUUUUUUCAUUUUCUCUUUCUUUCCUUCAUUUUCUUUCUUGUUUCCUUCUUUUUUUUAUUUUAUCUAUUUUACAUUUUAUCUUUUUCCUUUUCAUCUUUUUAUUUUUUUCUUUUCUUUUCCUUUUUUCUUUUUUCCUUUUCUUUUCUUUUUUUCUUUUUUCCUUUUCUUUUCCUUUUCUUUUUCCUUUUCUUUUACUUUUUUCUUUUUUCCUUUUCUUUUCUUUUUUCUUUUUUCCUUUUCUUUUCCUUUUCUUUUUUCCUUUUCUUUUCCUUUUUUCUUUUUUCCUUUUUUCCUUUUCUUUUUUUGUUUUCUUUUUCCUUUUCUUUUCCUUUUUUCUUUUUUCCUUUUUUUCCUUUUCUUUUUUCCUUUUCUUUUUCUUUUUUCUUUUUUCCUUUUCUUUUCUUCUUUGUUUUCUUUUUCUUUGUUUUCUUUUUCCUUAAUCUUUAUUAUCUUUUUAUUCGUUUUCUUUUUUUUUGCUUCUUUCCUUUUCUCUUUCCGCCAUUUUUCUUUUUCCUUCUUUCCCUUUUCUGCUUUUCGUUACUUCCGCAUUUCUUCUUCUUCUUCUUCUUCUUCUUCUUCUUCUUUUUCUUCUUUCUCCCUUUUUACAGGGAAAGGCGUACGUGA
Molecule: messenger RNA, 1332 nt
Organism: Acanthosepion pharaonis
Lineage: Eukaryota; Metazoa; Mollusca; Cephalopoda; Sepiida; Sepiidae
Source: the annotation of a GenBank genome assembly